This is a messenger RNA of Electrophorus electricus (electric eel), 1398 nucleotides long. RefSeq names its product chitobiase, di-N-acetyl- (gene ctbs). Gene Ontology annotation, biological process: oligosaccharide catabolic process. Gene Ontology annotation, molecular function: chitin binding; hydrolase activity, hydrolyzing O-glycosyl compounds. The record is from RefSeq and is a predicted model, not a curated record. Lineage: Eukaryota; Metazoa; Chordata; Actinopteri; Gymnotiformes; Gymnotidae.
UCUCGCACGCCAUACUGAGGAAGUAGAACGGUUGUCUCAUGAUGUUGAAAUGAUUAAAAAGUUAGCUUUUGUUAUUUCCCUUUCUUAACAAAAAUGUGGCUGUAUAUAUAUUUCAUCGUUGUUUUGAGCCUGUCAGUGAAAGAUUCAUCAGCAAUUUGCCCAUGCGUGCGAGAGGAGCUAUGUCAACCAAUUCAGCAUAAGCGAGAGUUUGAGGUUUUUGUCUUUGAUGUGGGUGGAAAGUCAUGGAAAUUGUAUGACUGGUCCAAAGUGACGACAAUUGCUGCCUUUGGAAAGUAUGACGCAGAGCUUAUGUGUUAUGCCCAUUCCAAUGGAGCACGUCUUGUUUUGAAAGGUGAUGUGCCCCUCCCAGAUAUGGUGGAAGAUGCCAAAAGGACAGCUUGGAUCAAGGAGAAGCUUAAUUUAGCAAAGAUCCAGUUUAUGGAUGGUAUAAACAUUGACAUUGAACAGGCUGUAGAAGAGUCUUCCCCUGAAUACUAUGCUUUAACAGCGCUUGUCAAAGAGACAACAGACAUGUUCCAUAAAGAAAUUCCAGGCUCUCAGGUGUCCUUUGAUGUGGCUUGGUCACCUAAGUGUAUUGAUAAGCGUUGCUAUGACUACACUGCAAUUGCAGAUUCUUGCGACCUUCUCUUUGUAAUGUCUUAUGAUGAACAAAGUCAGAUCUGGGAGGACUGCAUCGCAAUGGCAAAUGCACCCUUCAAUCAAACGCUAGCAGCAUAUGAUCAAUACAUUGCAAUGAAAGUAGACCCAAAGAAACUUGUGAUGGGAGUUCCAUGGUAUGGUUAUGACUACCUGUGCCUAAACUUUUCACAGGAGGGGAUCUGCACAAUCCCUAAAGUGCCUUUUAGAGGGGCUCCUUGCAGUGAUGCAUCUGGAAGACAAAUCCCCUACAGCACUCUGAUGAAACAGAUAAACUCUUCCAUGUCUGGGAGGCUUUGGGAUGAGAUCCAGCUCGCUCCCUAUUACAAUUACAAGGACAACAAGGGCAAGGUCCAUCAGUUGUGGUAUGAUGACCCAGAGAGCAUCUCCCUGAAGGCUGCUUAUGUGGGACAGCAGAGUUUGAGGGGGAUUGGCAUGUGGAAUGGAAAUCUCCUUGACUACAGUGAUGACCCUGUUGCCAAGCAGCAAAGUGCUGACAUGUGGAAUGCCCUCACACCAAACCGAAAAGCGGUGUCUUUAGCAGUCUCCUAGGAGUCUAUAGCUAUGUCUGCUACCCUAUAUAAAACUCUGUCUUGGGUCUAAAAGGAGUGAAGAUUUGAGAUUUAUUGUAAUUGGUAGAUUUAACUGCUUUUUUAUUGCAUCAGUAAUAAUAAUUGACAUUUCUGCAAGAACACAGUGCCUUCUGGCUUAAUUAAAUGCAGUUUUGAAAUUUAAAACCAA